This is a messenger RNA of Drosophila rhopaloa, 5053 nucleotides long. RefSeq names its product daxx-like protein. Gene Ontology annotation, molecular function: histone binding. The transcript has 4 exons. The coding region runs from base 237 to 4313 and encodes 1358 amino acids. Lineage: Eukaryota; Metazoa; Arthropoda; Insecta; Diptera; Drosophilidae. The record is from RefSeq and is a predicted model, not a curated record.
CCAAUUAACAACAAACAAACACACGCAGUGCAAUUAGUAGGCGAGCGUAUAAAUAUGUGGGAGACAUAUCCCACAUAUAGUGCUGAGUAUUCGGAACAAACACAGUCGUCGUGCACAUAUGCGUGAAAAACUAGCUGGCAACAACGGGAGCGAGUCCAAAUGCGAAGAAAAGCCUGCAAAUCGAGGCGCUGCGAGUAAAGUGAAUAAAUUCGGUGCGGGCCAUUUUCGGGCGAAUAAUGUCUGCUUCGGUUAUUUGUGUAGAUCUUAGCUCGGAGUCCGACGAAGAGUCGCCCCCAGGACCGAAGCGUCGACGACUGGAGGAUGCCCCGCAACAACUGGCGUCAUGCGGUAGGCAAAGUUUUCCAGUUAAACUUGUGAACAUACCAAAGGCCUCCUUGGGAUCUUCGGUGGCAGUACCAGGAGUAGGACCAGUUGCAAAGAAUACGCCUCCGGUUCCAGUGGAUCCCCUCCGAUCCAUGCACAUCCCCAGUGGAAUCACAGUCACCAAGCAUCAGAAAAACAUUCUGACCACAAAUGGAAAUCUGACCAUUUCCCUGGCCGAGAGCAACAAUAACAACACCAACAGCUACAACAACAAUGUAAACGCCAAGCAGGUUAAGAUCGGUGCCGCCCAGAAAGUGGCCUGGUCGGUGAGCAGCAAGGCGCCUAGUCCGAAUGCCCUGAUAACCAGCGUGCCCAGUCACCAAGUGAGGGUGACGACCGGAAAUCAAAUACGGGUAGCAGCCGGAUCCAAAGUCAUACAGCCGACCAUGGGAGUAGCUCCAAAAACGACACCUGCGAAGAUUCAACUGCCGGUUGCGGUAGGUCAGCCUCAGCCACAGCCGCUGCAACCGCCACAGCUCCAGCAGCAAAAACCAAUAACGCUAGGUCUGACGAAGCCGAAAGCUUCGAUGGGCCAAAUGCUGCAGCAACACAAGGCGCUAGCGGGACAACAGAAGCUCAUUUCAGGACAGCAGCAACCAAGGGCUUCUCUGGGCCAACUGCAGCAGCAAAAGAGAUCGCUGGGCGCCAAGCUGCCACAGAAACAACUGGGCGCCCAAGUGCAACAGCAACAGAAAUUGCUGGGCGCCCAGUUGCAAAAGCAGCUAAAUCAGCCUCCAGCACAGCUUCAACAACUCCUUCAUCAAAAAACGGCAGUCGCAGGACAACUUCAGCAGCAACCAAAAAACCUCGUAGGACAACAGCAACAGAAGACGUCCCUGGGGCAACUCCAACAACCUAGAGCUUCUCUAGGACAAAUACAACAGCAACAACAACAGCAACAUCAACAACAACAGCAACAACAACAACAACAGCAACAGCAAAAAGUACCUGUAGGACAUACCCAACAUCAACAGAGACCCAACACAGGUCAGCUUCAACAGCAACAGCUUUCGCAAAAGACGAUCGUAGGACAAAUACAGCAGCAUCAGAAGGCUCUCCUGGGUCAGCCGCCACUUCCGAAGGCUACAAUGGGCCUACUGCGGCAGCAACAAUUCCAACCAAAUCCUUUGGUGGUGGCCCAACAGCAGUCAACUAAGGCACAACUGGCUCAGCAGUUGCAUAAUUCAGUGAUGGGCACCCAGAGUCCAGUUCAGCAGCCGCUAUUCUCUCCGAAACCGUCGCUGCCCGUCGUAAACCAAAUUACACACAAAUCGAUGACUAUACAGAAACUACCCAUGCUGCAAAAAGCGCCAACAGUGACGAAAGCUCCUCCAAAUCAGAUAUUUCCCCACCAGACACCGCCACCCGCUCAUCUAGUGCAAAAGCAGUCACCGCCACUUGCGCCAGUGCUAACACCCCCCUUCGCCUACCGUCCACCAAUAGUGAGACCAACGACGGUAGCCAAGAUCACGCCUUUGCCUCCGAAAAGCAAAGCCGGCUUCCAGAUGAAGCCUCAGGUCCCUGGAGCUAUCAACCCUACAGCCGCAAUCCUUAGUGCGGCCCGCACGUUGCCCUUCAGAAGCACAUCCCAAAAGCCAGAAACGCCUCCACUGACUUCGACCAAUCUUCAGGGAUUCACCGCGAGUGCCACUCCGCCGCAGCGGUUGCUGGCCACUCCACCUCAUUGUGCGGCCGCCUUGAACGAGCCCUUGCUGCUGAAUCUGCCGCCCACCACCAGCAUUACGCCCCAACUGACGCCCACGACAACACCCCCGCCAGCUGGGAUACCGACAGCAGUGCAGCAACAGCAGCUUGCAAAAGCGGCUGCUUUUAAAUUGAACUCCUUGCCAGGGGCGAGCAUUUCUCCAGUGACCAGGGCUCCAGUUAACAGCGCCAAGCGCAUCCAGCCCAUUACCGUGCUUAAGAAAUCCGACGAGGAGUGGCGGAGGCACUUGUUUGAGCAACAGCAGCAGCAGCAGCAAGAGCAAAAGCAGCGGGAGCAGAUGCAGAUGCAGCCCACUGCGACUCCCACAAUUGUCCUCGUGGAGUCACCACCCACCACGCCGCCCACAGAGAAACCGGAGACGGAGCGCAGGAGGAAGUCCGUGGAGAAAGCGGAGACGAUCAAGUCAGGUACGACAGAUAAACAACCCAGUAAAGUGAAAGCACCUGCUAUGAUAACUCCACCCAUAAAAACCAUGCAAGCCAUGAAACAGGAUUAUGCUGUCACGGAAAUUGUGGAUUUAGACGAACUACCAGAGACCCCGCCGAAGAAGCCAAAGCCAGAAAUUUCAAUUCCCAAAGAGAAACCUAAGGAAUCAUCGCCGCCAGCAAGGGCACCUUUUAUACCUGAGUACUCUGCACUUCUUAAGCUGUGUCGCGAGGUGGACAAAUCGGAGGACAUGGAGCGCUUGGCUCAGGGAAAAUUGACCAAGUACUAUUACAGUGUGCACGAGAGCUUCGUGCUGUCGCGUGGAUUUCGAAAGCUGCUCGAAGUGGCCAUUACGCGGAUCAGGGAGGAAUCGGACAUGGUGUACGUGCACCUCAAGGGCGUGGUUGAUGAGCUAAAGGCGCGACGGCGGGCCAAAGUAGUUCUUCCAGAGAAGGCGAAGCGGCCAGCAAAAGGGUCUUCACAUCCAAGAUCAUCUACACCUAAGGAACAGCAGCCAGAUGAUAUGGUUAGGGUGCAGGACCAGAGUCCAGUGAAAAAAGGGGAAGAGGUAGAAGGGGAGGAGGAACCAGAAAUGGAGUCGGAGACGGAGCCCGUUUCCCCCACUACCGACAAACGAAAGGAUGAGCGCAUCCGGAAGUUAAACUGCACCCUGUACACCUUAACUAAGCGGAUUAAGAUGUUGGAGGAGGCGGAUGUGGACUGGAACGACGAGGACUCCAGCUAUUUGCAGCUGGAGCGUUUUAAAAAGCGCGCCUGUCAAAUAUACGAGAAAAUCUGUGAUCUAACCGGCGAGAGCAAGAGUGCCCGUAGCCAACUGAAAAAACCAAUCCAAUUUAAGGAUACGGCCUAUCCCCAGUUCAAUAGCACACUUUCGGCCUUUGUCAACCGGAUGCGGGAGUUCCCAGACUACCAUGACGUCCUCCAGCUUCUCGAGCACUGUAACAAGGAGAAAGGACUCGGACUAGCUAGCUUUGAGAUGAAGAGAAUUGCCCAUGAUGCCUUUGCCAAAGUCGGACGACUUCUGCAGACACGUCGGAAGACUGAUCUUUACGAAACUGUUACGCACUUUACCGCAAAUGUCAAAGAUCCAGCUUCCAGCGACCCCGAGUUGCUCGCCAAGCUAAAGGAGAACAACAAAAAGAAAACAAAAAUAAGUGAUGUCUUGGAAAAGUAUGCCCGCGAGCAGGAUCUCAAUGCGGAGGAACGUCAAGAGGCGCGUCUCAAGGAGAAAAGGCUGAAACAGGAACAAGCUGAUGAGGAGGCCGCCAGGUUGGCUGCAUUGGCCGAGGAUGACGACAAGCCCUGCACAAGUGCUCAGGCAGCAGCUAAAGCGGCCGCCAUCGCAGCUUUAAUAAAGAGUUCCUCGGUUCAUGGAAAGGCGGAAAAACUGUCCAUCGAUGUAAAGGUUUCCAAAGAAGAAGACGGAGUGGACUCGGAGGAGGAGUCGGACACGGAUGACGAGGAGGAGGAUGUCGACGAUUUCGUGGAUAACUUCAAGGCCAACGGAGAAGUAAGUGACGCCGACUCCGAGGCAGAAGCAGAACCAGCCGAGGAGGUUGUGAUAGAUAUAACAAAAACAGAGACUGACAGUAAGAAUGGCGUAGCCCCACCCAACGGGAAGCUAAAGAUUAUGUCCGUCUCUAGUCUGAAUGCCAACUUCGUCCACGGGCAGGAAAUGAAUGCGAAGCCCAGCCUAAAGCCGACUGUUAAGCCCGACAUUACCGCCGAGAUAAUCAUUUCGGAUGAGGAUUCAUAGAACGAGUCGAAACCGCAGCCUAGUCUGCAACCCUAAUUAAGUUUAUUUAUUCAAUUCUUUCAAUUUAUACCUGAUUAGCUUUGAUUUCCUACAUGUUAUCCCUUUUUGUUUGCUUAAGCGGCACGUAACCACAUAUUGUAAGAUGAUUUAGUUUACUUACAAAGUUUUUUUGGGGCGAAGAGUAAUUUUUGAGCACAUUUACACCAUUUUGAAACUGUUUGUUGAUUUAAAUAUUCUUAACUUGAAUGUCGCUAAACUGAAGUUUUUCUUGCCAAGAUAUCGUCGUUCUAUUUCAUAGAUUCAUUACAUUGUCUUGCUAAAGAAAUAAAAAAAUCAUAAUUUAUUAAAUUAAUAAUACUGACACCAAAUUUUAUAACUAUUUAAAUAGUACACAACAAUUAAGAUUUCAAAAUAUUUUGGUAUUUGUAUUGCACAAUUAGGAAAAAAGGUCAAAUUAAAUAUGCAUAAUUUAAAGCAAACACUAACGUUAAUCUUAUCUAUUUUUCGCAUAAAUUAGUAACGCUCCUAGAUUUAAAAUUGCUUAAUAUGUUCAAACAUGACUGUCGCUCCUAAAAAAAUUUGAUGCUCUAAUCAUCCGUAAAAAUUUUGCCACGCUAUUUUAUUGCAAAAACCGUACCCCUGAGUACAAGCCACAAAAUACGUUAGUGUACAUAUGGAAUACUACUAGGCUAAGUUAGUUGUACAAAAUAAACAGAACGGUGAGAAACAAUAACUGAGAA